ACCAGUAUCGUUGCAUGGCUUCUUGUUGGCAAUUCUUGAUAUCGCGAUAAAACCUCAUCUAAAACUUCGCCUGGCAUUUUAUUUGAAUGCUUUUAAAAUAUUUACAUCCAUCCAAUGUUUACAUUUCCAGUUUCCCCGCCAAAUUCCUGAACAGUCAAUAUACCCCCCUGGAAACUCAAUAUACCCCCCUGGAAACAUGCUUAGUUUUAUGAGUAACCGGGGGGUUGGCAGUAAAAGUUUGCCAAUGGUAAAUCAAUGUGGUAAAUACAUAUCAAAUAUGAAAGGCAAAACUAAAAGAGAAAAAGUUAUUUUAGUUUUUGACGAAAAAGAUCGCAGGUGAAAAUAGCAGUAAUAUAAUUUUGUUGCUAAGUGUAAAUAUAGACACUCCAACCAAAAUUUUAUUGCAUAUUUUUGUAAAUUUAUGUCAUUGAAUUUAUAUGUUUUCUGCAUGUGAUUGUAUAAAUAAUUAAAAUAACUGUAUAUCGUAGCCUGGUAGCCAAACUCAUACACUCAUAAAUAUUCUAUUUUCUUCGCUAAUUUCCUGUGAACGAAUGUUUUAUUUUCUUAGAGAUUUCCUGACGGGUUUUCGAAAGAGAAAAAAUGCGCGUAGAAAGAAAGCGCAGGAGGAAAAUCAAAAGAAGGAAGAAGAGAAGCGGAAACAGCUCAGAGAAGAAGUAAAGCCCUAUUUCUUGUUUGUUUAUUUCAUUUUGGGGCUUCGGUGGUGCCAUUGUCAGAGCAAGUGCCUUUCAGAAUUCUGACCUCCAAUAUUGUGGGUUUGAUCAAGUCGUGACACUUACGUGAAAAGAGUCACUCAGUCAACACUCUACUGAACGUCAUAGGUUUUCUCCAGUGUUAAAGUGCCACUGUGUGGCGAAACCAACUCAGUGCAGUAUUGUAGACAUAUGUUUAUUGAUUUUUCAUCAAUAUUUUUGCUUUUCAGAAACGAGAAGCUUUGAGACAGCAUCUUGAAGAAUAUGAAAACCACCAAGGUAUGAAUGAAUUUUUCACCCAUUAACAGCCAACACAUUCCCCUCAACAGGUAAAAUCAUUCAGUAUUAGAUAGAGUUAAGUAUCAAAGUAGGAUGCAUUAGGGCACAUUGCAGCUUAAUGGGUGAAUAUAAUCAUGUUUUUAUAUUUUUUCUCCAAGAAUAUGUUCAUUCAAUUACCAUUUAUGUUUACAGCAAACAACACUGAAAUAGAUGAAGAUUUAGUUGAAAAACCAGAGAGUGUCACUCAUGACUUUGGACAGCAUACAGUGACAGUUUCUACAAUCACAGAUGAAGACAUGGGACGAGAUUUUGUGACUUGUGCUCACCCAACAGAGGUACAUGGAUUGUAUAAUAUAGCAACCAACCUCCUGUAACCUCAGGUAGUUCAGGUUCGGAUACCAAUAUAACAGCUGAGCCAUAUUGUAAAUAGAUGAAUACUACCUAUUUGUUUUUUUAGGUCCAGUCCAAAACCACAGAGAACAGAAUCACCUCAGAAAAUCACAAACAAACUACAAAGUAAGCUAGUAAUGUUCAAACGAACAUUAUCCAAUUUGAAGUAUGUAUGUAUCUCAAUUUUUGUUUUAUGUUAUUUAUUUAGAAAUAAAUUUCAUCGAAAGAAGCAGUUCCGCAAAAAGGCGCAGAAAAGAAAAAUCCAAGCUAUGGGUGAUAAGAAAUCAUUGAAACAGAAACAGAGGGGAAAACGAAAAUAACCAGUUACAAGUUACAAUAACUGGUUAUAAUUACAGUUCAUGUCAAGGUGAAGGAUGUAUGUAAUUGACAGGUUUCACUUGUGUUGUGGAUGUUUGUGGACGUGCAGUUGUCAGAGUGAGAAAAUGUUGACCACCACUGAAGACAAGCAAGUUUCAGACUAUUUACACCUUGGUAUCAGACCAUGUUGGCCCAGUAUCGGUCUGUUUGAAAAUGCCAUGUCACGACAGCACAACCAAAUGAAAUGUCAACCUGGAAACCAAACUAAUGGCGGAAUCAAGCCAACUGUCAAUCUUGUAUCCAGACCAUUAGGUUAGGCUAUGCCAAACCCCAGGUUAGGCUAUGCCAAACCCUCUGUGCCAAACAGGCAUGCUCUGGGUAUGAGAUUGGCCUACUGUACAUAUGUGCAUAAAAAUUAAUAAAAAUCUUAGAUUGAGACAGGACGAGUGCUAUAUUCGUUGUUCAUAACUUAGCUUGC
This is a messenger RNA of Paramuricea clavata, 2175 nucleotides long. NCBI's taxonomy places the organism in Eukaryota, Metazoa, Cnidaria, Anthozoa, Malacalcyonacea, Plexauridae. The record is from the annotation of a GenBank genome assembly.